This is a messenger RNA of Iphiclides podalirius (scarce swallowtail), 420 nucleotides long. The record is from the annotation of a GenBank genome assembly. Lineage: Eukaryota; Metazoa; Arthropoda; Insecta; Lepidoptera; Papilionidae.
AUGUGUAAUUACUUGGAAGGACGGGAGGGCGCCCUGCGGAGUGACGCCGGGUUCGAGGCCAUUGGAAUCCUACCUCUCCGAUUUAUGGCGUUCAGCGAUUUUCGCGGAAGCGUUUACGCACGCUCAGUUGUGACGGAGUGCGGUAUUGGCUGCGCUUUGCCGAUUUUAAAAUCGAAACUUCUUUGCGCGCAUGAAACUGAAACGCCGGGACAUCAAGUGGCCCCUACCUUAAACAUUGGGGACGAUAAGAGGGCAUUUAUUGGAGCUGUCAAUGGGUCGUUGACCCGUCGCGCGGGCCUGCCCGCUAGAUUUCCCGUGGCGCAUCAAAGGCGAGAGAUGUCGCUGCGAUUGCGGCUGAUAUACUCCGCCGGCAGCAGCAAAGACCCGCCUGCCAUUAACCGAUAUGACAAGACUAUAAAG